GUAAAAGGUGGAAAAAUGAGCGGAAACAAUGCAAAAACAAAUUUAAGCGCAGGAGGAGGAUAUGGCAGCCAGAUGGGGCAGCCGACAAGCAUGGCAGUGCACAUUCCCAGCAUUGAGGAGAAGAACAAGCAGAUGCAGCAGGAGACGAUGAUGGAGAAGCUGCGUGCCAAGUACAGGAACAAGCCGAAAACCUACGAGGAGAUCAAGAAAUCAGUGCGAAUGUACUUCAUUGAGAAGCACUAUCCGUUGGAUCCACUCUGCAAGGCGACGCUGCAGUCGGCACUGGACAAGCUGCAGCAUUAUAUCAAAGUCACCUCCCGACACGGCCUCGUGGAGCGUCUAGAGAGCCUGUCCCGACAGCUGGGACUUAAAUUCAUGGAGGAUCAGCAGCUGCUGUUCAUCUCGACGGACAUGUUCUAUGUAGAGAUACUGCUGGAUGCGAGUGGCAACCUCAACGACGUCAAGGUCCACCACGAGUGCAAGAGUGAGCAGCAGUCCAAUUCCAGCUCCAGCUCCACUGAGCUCCUCAACUGCCUCAAGGCAGGCGACUUUGCUGACUUCACAGUGCAGCUGGAGGGACUGUCCUCCAUCUACCAACUGAAUGCGGAGCCCAAGGUCAAGAAGAAGGCAUUUGUGGCACUCCAGGCCAUGGAAACAGACAUCUACAAUCUCUACCAGCAGCAGCUGCAGUGCCAACAACAGUUGGGUGGCAUUAGCGAUAGCUACCACAUCAUGAACAGAUCCGCAGUGGGAUUGGUGCUGCCACGACGUGGUGGGCAUCCCAUGAAACUCACCUACUUCUGUCCUCCUCUGCACCUCGUGGAAACACAGGUGAAGGGGGAGAAGUCGUCCACUGCAGUGGGAACUGCCAGCAGGGAUUUCAGCAUUGAGCAGGUGAUGAAGAGUCCAAUUGGACUCAGUGCCACCCUCAAUCUGGAGGGAUCCUCUGCGAACAAACUGCAAAUCCUGCCAAUUGUCAGCUUCACCAGCGAGUCUGGACUCCCCUUGGAGCUGCCCUCCUAUGCACCGCUCACCCAAAACAACUCCAUGUUGAUGCCGGCCACCUACGUGCUCCGUCUCAGCAAGCCCAUGCCAGUCUGCAUCGAAUCUCUGCGGGCUUUGGCUCUGCCUGGUCUGGGAAGUCUGUCGAACGAGGGAGCGACGUCUGUGAUGAAUCUCAUUGUACAGACUGCUUCGAGACAGGCCAUAAGGAGCAUCCACGUCCAGAAGGGCCUGUAUGUCAACCUGCCAAAGGAGACGCACUGUUACUUCCUCACGGAUAACCGCAGGCUGCAGGGCACCAUGAUAUCGUCAUUGCAGUUCACGGAGCCGGCACAGGUGCCUAGGAUCAUCGCAUUCCUCAAGAAACAGGCUCUGUUCUACACACUCCUGGGCAGCUGCGUCAGGGAACAGCAGAAGCAGUAUAAUGACAUGGACAGCACUGUCAUCUUGGAGGUAACUGCCGUCUCGCUCACCCAGAUCACUGUGGAGCUCCAGCAUCCGUAUGAGGAGUCCCUGGCUACAGUGGACUUUCUGCUGGAGGAGGGAGAGGCCACCUGCACCAUCUACUGCCUCAACAAUGACUACGAAGCACUCUCCCAGAAGCUGACCAGGACAGUGCGUCAGGUGGUGUCCAUUCCCAUGGUUAUAUACAAGCUACUCAAGUGCUGGGAUGAGGAGCAUCUCCAGAAGCUGCACGGUGUACCUGCUUUUGGUGCAGGGACAGGCAGCGGAGCAGCAGGUGGCUUCAGUGGCACUGGAGGAAGUGGAGGAGGUGGAAUGCACGGUACAAGCAACUUUGGCCAGUUUGCCAUGGAUACGGGCACGGGCACAGGCUCUGGGGAAGGCAGUAGUGGACUUGGCGGUGGCUUCAGUAGCGUGAACAAUCUGAAGAUGGACUCAAAAGUGCGUUCCUUGGCGGAUGCCUUUGCUGCCUCCACUUCGGCGGCUGCGGCCAUUGCUGGAAUCAUGAAUCUGAAACGGGAGACGGAUCCACAAGCUCCCUCUGGAAGCAGUCCCAUUCCCAGCCCAUCUGCUACUGCGUCCAAGUCUAGCGAUCAUGAGAUUGCGGACAAGUACAAGAACAUUUGGAAGGAUAAGACACCCAACCUGAAGCACUGCGUCAGCAUCACGCCCAUCCCUGGCGAUGGCAAGACGCCUCUCCAGCAACAGCAGCAACAGGUGGAUGUGCAACGCACGGGCGGCAUUGAGAUCAUUCCAUUGAAUGCACAAACCAGCGUAGGAGCCACUUCAAGUGCUCCAAGUGGCUCUCCAGCCACUACCAUCACCAUAACUCCAAUCACUGGAAUCAGUGGAGGCCAAGCAGGCAAGGAGACAUCCAAGGAGCCCAAGAAGUCUGUGUCUGUGUCGAGUGCCAGUGGAAGUGCUCCAAAGCGACCUCAUGAGAGCAGCUCCUCCUCUUCCUCGUCUUCCACUUCGUCUUCCUCUUCUAAUUCGAGCAGCAGCAGCUCCAGUGACCCACAGAAGGAGAAGAAGCGCAAGAAGAAGAGAGAUGACUCUCCCAUGGGUCCACCUGAGAAGAUCUAUUCACGGCAGAACUCGCCCGCAGCUGGCGGGAUGGGGAUCGGCAUCGGGAUGACGGAUGCUUCAGCUGGCAGUGGAGUAGUGCGAAAGUUCUCGUCUCCCUCAGCGUCGUCUUCAUCCUCACCCAAGGCAGGAGUCGGAGCUGGAGUAGGAGCGGGAGUAGGAGUUGGAGCUGCUCUUGGCCUGAUGGCGAGCCAACCGUCGGCUCGUCCCAGUCCGAAGCACUCGCCUGUCUACAGCAGUCCCAAGCACAACAGCAACACCAACACCGCCUCCAACAGUCCCAAGUCGCCAUUCGGCACUCAUUCGCCCAAGCAUGGAUCCUCUGGCAAGCCGAGCAUGUCCACUCUCAAGAGCGCCACGGCGGCCACAAGCCUCAGUCCCAAGUCGGAGAAGUCCUCCUCUGGCAGUGGGGGAGUGAGCUCAGGUGCAGUUUCCCUGGCUGUACCGCUUCCUAUGCCUACAGGCACACCUGGUUCAAGUGCAGGGACUAACCCCUCCAUGAUGAGACCCGUGCCGCCCUUGGCCAGCAGCAGUGGACAGUUGCCGGUUGCCAUCAAAAAGGACAAGUCCAUAGGUAGCUCCACCUCAUCCUCCUGCUCGUCACUGGCAUCGGGAGGAGCAUCUGGAGUCGUUGCUGCUGCAGUCGCCGCCCUCAAGAGUUCCCAGCAGCAUCAGCAGCAACUGAAGUCGCUGGCCAGUUUAUCGCAUCUGGCAGCGGGUGGCAGCCUGGGCAACUAUGCGACGCCAGCGGUGGCCGCCUUGGAGCUCAAUGUCCUGCGCAAGGGCAUGGCGGGAGCGGGAUCGGGAUCUGGAGUGGGUGUGGGACCGGGAAUGGGCGUGGCAGCGGGAGCGGUAGGUGCGGUAAGUCCGUUUUCAAUUUAUGAGUAGCUCUCGUUGUGUGCCCACCUCCGCCUCCACCUCCACCUCCCUUCACCUCCAACUGCACCUCUUAACCCGUAGUUGCCUGACUCUUUAUUUUUUGUUUGAACCUACAACUUGAACUAAAU
This is a messenger RNA of Drosophila innubila, 3554 nucleotides long. Its product is annotated as mediator of RNA polymerase II transcription subunit 1-like. Lineage: Eukaryota; Metazoa; Arthropoda; Insecta; Diptera; Drosophilidae. Gene Ontology annotation, biological process: regulation of transcription by RNA polymerase II. Gene Ontology annotation, molecular function: transcription coregulator activity. The record is from RefSeq and is a predicted model, not a curated record. Gene Ontology annotation, cellular component: mediator complex.